AUGGCAAGCUCUGUUUAUCUCUGCCUGCUGAGGGCAGUUUUCCUGGUGUGUUUUGUUAACCCUUUAAUUCAAGGACUAAGUGGAGAUGCAAACGUGGUCCAGAAUCCUCAUCAUGAACUGGAAGAGAAUCUCACUGGACUCCCAAUUGUCACAUUUAAAUGGCAUCAUGUUCAGACCCCAUACCUGGUGAUAAUUUGGGUAUUUGUGGCUGGAUUGGCGAAACUAUCAGUGAUUGAACUAAAUCAUCAUGUCACCAGUGUGAUCCCAGAGAGUGGUCUGCUCAUCAUCCUGGGCUUUAUUUUGGGAGGAAUCGUCUGGGGAGCAGGCAAGGCGCAGACUUUCAAACUGCUUCCUCCCACGUUCUUCUACUACUUGUUGCCCCAGAUCAUCUUGGAUGCCAGUUACUUUAUGCCCAACAAGCUAUUUUUCAGCAACCUGGGUGCCAUUCUCAUUUACGCCAUCUUCGGAACGUGCUGGAACGCAGCUACAGUGGGCCUCUCGCUCUGGGGCUGCUAUGAGGCUGGAGCGAUGGGUAACUUGGACAUCGGUCUCCUGCAGUUUCUAUUGUUUGGCAGUUUAAUCGCCGCGGUGGAUCCGGUGGCCGUGAUUGCAGUGUUUGAAGAAGUGCAUGUGAAUGAGGUGCUCUUUAUUCUGGUGUUUGGAGAGUCGUUGCUUAAUGAUGGGGUCACAGUGGUGCUUUACAAUGUAUUUGAUGCUUUUGUUGCUCUUGGAGGCCCAAAGAUUGACGCCGCAGAGAUUUUUAAGGGCAUAUUUUCAUUUGUUGUGGUGGCAUUUGGAGGCUCGUUUCUUGGCGUUGUGUUUGCCAUCCUGCUGUCCCUGCUGACCAGGUGCACCAAACACAUUCAGAUAAUUGAAGCUGGCUUUGUCUUUGUGGUGGGCUACCUGGCUUACCUGACAGCAGAAAUGCUCUCACUCUCUGCAAUACUUUCAAUCACCUUCUGCGGUAUAUGCUGUCAGAAAUAUGUGAACGCCAACAUGGAUGAGAAAUCGGUCACUACGGUUCGUCAUGCCAUGAAGGUGCUUGCAAACGGCUCAGAAACCAUGAUCUUCGUAUUCUUGGGUGUUACAGCCAUUGAUACAGAGAUCUGGGUUUGGAACACAGGUUUCAUCCUCCUCACCCUCCUCUUCGUCUUUAUAUACAGGAUCAUAGGAGUUUUCUUGCUCACCUGGAUGUUGAACAAGUUUAGACUGGUUCCCAUCGAGGUCAUUGACCAGGUUGUAAUGAGCUACGGUGGCCUGCGGGGGGCAGUGGCGUAUGGACUAGCAGCCAUGUUAGACGAAGACAAGAUCCCAGAGAAGAAUCUGAUGAUUAGUACCACACUCAUUGUGGUGUAUUUCACUGUCAUUCUUCAGGGACUAACAAUGAAGCCAUUAGUUCAGUGGCUCAAGGUCAAAAGAGCAGCGCAUUCAGACUUGAAACUUAUUGAGAAACUAAACAAUAGGGCAUUUGACCACAUACUAGCAGCAGUGGAGGACAUUUGUGGACGUAUAGGAGAUAACUGGUGGACCAGAGGUUGGAACAGGUUUGAGGAAAAUUAUAUCAGCUGGUUAUUGAUGAAACCUAAGGCCAGAAGGAACAGAGACUACCUAUUUAGUAUCUUCCACAAACUUAAUCUGGAGGAUGCUGUUAACUACGUCAGUGAGGGUGAACGUCAAGGAUCUCUGGGCUUCAUUCGUAGUGAUGAAGCAGCCAAUGUAGAUUUCAAAAAACAAUUUGAUUCAGAAUUUACAGAUGUGAUGCCUGAUAUAAUGGUUGAUAUGUCAAAUUACGAGCUUGAAAUCGAAAAUGUUUCAGUAACCUCCAUUGUAAAAGACACUAUUCCCUCUGUAUCCCUGGACAUCCAUGGGCAUGACAGGAAAAAUGCGGUGGACGACAUCAAUGCCCAUCAUCUUCUACAGCAGCACCUGUACAGGAGCAGAAAGAAUCAUCGUCACAAAUACAGUCGCAGUCACUUCAGCAUCAACCAGAGUGAGGACGAGGUGCAGGAGAUCUUCCAGAGGACCAUGAGGAGCCGCCUCGAGUCCUUCAAAUCAGCUAAGAUGGGUGUCAACCCUGCCAAAAAAAUUACAAAGCACCACAAGAAGGAGCUUACACACAAGAUGGCUAAUGGACACCCAGACGGUACAGGCCAUCUAUAUGGAGAUGAAGUUGACAGUGCUGUGGGGAGUGAGACUGGUGCUAUCCGUGGUACUUUCAUGAGAGACAUGUAUACAGUGGGAGCUGGCAUAGAGAAUCCAGUAUUCUUGCCAGAUAUGGACAGUCCCACUCACAGCAGCCUUCCCUGGCUAAUGGAGACUGAGGCUGUCGCACCUUCCCAGAGGGCCCAGCGACGCCUGCCCUGGACACCCAACAGACUGCGGCGUCUUGCACCCAUGAGGAUCAGCACCUGCUCCACAGACUCCUUCCUGAUGGCUGAUCUGGAGGAACAUGAGGAACAGCCUCAAACAGACCAUGAAGAAAUACGACCAAUCUUUGACUAGAUACUUCAGGGCAAUAAUGCGGCAUGUCACAAAGCACAUCCACA
This is a messenger RNA of Sinocyclocheilus anshuiensis, 2546 nucleotides long. Its product is annotated as sodium/hydrogen exchanger 3-like. The transcript is spliced from 17 exons. Gene Ontology annotation, cellular component: apical plasma membrane; brush border membrane; plasma membrane. Gene Ontology annotation, biological process: potassium ion transmembrane transport; regulation of intracellular pH; sodium ion import across plasma membrane. NCBI's taxonomy places the organism in Eukaryota, Metazoa, Chordata, Actinopteri, Cypriniformes, Cyprinidae. The record is from RefSeq and is a predicted model, not a curated record. Bases 1 to 2502 code for a protein of 833 amino acids. Gene Ontology annotation, molecular function: potassium:proton antiporter activity; sodium:proton antiporter activity.